AUGGCUAAAAACAUGAUGAAAUACACCAAUCUUGGUGAGUCCGGCUUAAGAGUCUCUCGCAUCUGCGUAGGCUGUAUGUCCUUCGGCAGUCCUCUCAGCGCAUUCGGAAGCUGGGUCCUCGAUGAAGCUGAUGCCCUCCCUAUCAUCAAGGCAAGCUAUGAAGCCGGUAUCAAUUUCUUCGACACAGCCAAUGUCUACGGCAACGGAACAUCCGAAGAGAUCCUCGGAGCCGCCAUCAAAAAAUACUCACUCCCACGUGAUAACCUUGUUAUCGCGACCAAAGUUUGGGCGCCGGUUGGCAAGAGAAACGAGGAAGGAUGGGAAAAUCCACUUUUCACGACGCCCGAUGAGAGAGAUGCGAAUGGCUAUAUCAAUGCCUACGGAUUGAGCCGUAAACACAUUUUCGAUAGUGUGGAUGCGAGUUUGAAACGUUUGGGGUUGGAGUAUAUCGAUUUACUACAGAUUCAUCGAUUUGAUGCUCGGACGCCCGUGAAGGAAACGAUGAAAGCGUUGCAUGAUGUGGUGCAGAGUGGAAAGGUGAGAUAUAUUGGUGCGUCUAGUAUGUUCGCGCAUCAGUUGUUGGAAAUGCAGUAUACGGCGCGCUUGCAUGGGUGGACGGAGUUUAUCAGCAUGCAGAAUCUGCAUAAUGCGGCCUAUAGAGAGGAAGAGAGGGAGAUGGUGCCGAGCUUGAAAAAGUUUGGUAUGGGUAUGAUUCCUUGGAGUCCAAUUAUGAUGGGGUAUUUGGCGAGACCUCAUGAUCAGGCUGCAGAAAGUAACAGAGGAAAGUCCAUGGGCGGAAAAUUCAUGGGGAAUGACUUGACGAAUGCAGAUUUGAAGAUCAAUGAGAAGAUUCAGGAGAUCGCAAAGAAGAGAGGAGUCAGUAUGGCGAUUGUGGCGAUGGCUUGGAGCUUGGGUAAGGACUAUGUUACCGCGCCUAUUAUUGGAAUGUCGAAGAUCGAGAGAGUUCAGGAAGCGGUUGAUGCUGUCAAUUUCGAGCUGACUAAGGAAGAGGAAGCGAGUAUUGAUGAGUUGUACGAAUCCAGGAAAAUCAUUGGAUUCUCCUAG
Sclerotinia sclerotiorum 1980 UF-70 is the source of this 1065-nucleotide messenger RNA. RefSeq lists its product as hypothetical. The transcript has a single exon. Bases 1 to 1065 code for a protein of 354 amino acids. The record is from RefSeq and is a predicted model, not a curated record. Lineage: Eukaryota; Fungi; Ascomycota; Leotiomycetes; Helotiales; Sclerotiniaceae.